GGAGAGGCUCAACUGUCAGUAGGAGCUCGAGGAGCCUUAGUGAAAGUAAAUAACACACGAGGCAAACGGACUCCUUCUCCCCGGUGCCUGCUUGAAUAACUGACAUCCAGUCCAGUGUGUCGGAGUGCACGUGACAUCACAAACAUGUCCCAGCAGGCAGUGAAUGGGGUCCCGUGCAGGGGCAAGGUGCUGACUUUGGAUAACAUGAACCCCAAUGUGAGGCGGGUGGAGUACGCGGUCCGUGGAGUUAUAGUCCAGCGGGCUCUGCAGAUAGAGAAGGAGCUGAAAGAGGGAGUCAAGAAACCUUUCACAGAAGUCAUCAAGGCAAACAUAGGCGACGCGCACGCCAUGGGCCAGAAACCAAUCACGUUCCUCAGACAGGUCUUGGCUCUGUGUUCUUACCCUGAUCUCCUGGAAGACAACAAGUUUCCAGAGGAUGCAAAGCAAAGAGCGCGACGUAUUCUCCAGGCCUGUGGAGGCCACAGUAUAGGGGCCUACAGUGCUAGCCAGGGCAUUGAGUGCAUUCGUCAGGAUGUGGCACGCUACAUAGAGAAGAGAGAUGGUGGAAUCUCCUCCAACCCCGACAACAUCUACCUCUCCACUGGAGCCAGCGACGCCAUCGUGACCAUGCUGAAGUUGCUGGUGUGUGGUGAGGGUCGGGACCGUACAGGAGUGAUGAUCUCCAUCCCCCAGUACCCUCUGUACUCAGCCGCCCUGGCAGACCUGGCUGCCGUGCAGAUCAGUUACUACCUGGACGAGGACAAGUGUUGGAGUCUGGAUGUCGCAGAGCUCAAGAGAGCCAUCAACGCAGCCAGGCAGCACUGCAAUCCCCGCGUCCUCUGCAUCAUCAACCCUGGAAACCCCACUGGUCAGGUCCAGAGCAGACAGUGCAUUGAGGAUGUGAUCCGGUUUGCUAAAGAGGAGCAUCUCUUCCUCAUGGCUGAUGAAGUCUACCAGGAUAAUGUGUAUGCAGAGGGCUGCAAGUUCCACUCCUUUAAGAAAGUGUUGUUUGAGAUGGGAGCAGAGUACUCCAGCACAGUGGAGAUGGCCUCCUUCCACUCCACCUCCAAAUGCUACAUGGGAGAGUGUGGAUUCCGAGGCGGCUACAUGGAGGUGAUUAACAUGGACCCUGAAGUGAAGGCCCAACUUACUAAACUGGUGUCGGUACGUCUGUGCCCCCCCGUGCCCGGACAGGCUCUCCUGGACCUGGUGGUGAACCCCCCGCAGCCUGACGAGCCCUCCUACAACACGUUUAUGAAGGAGCGGACAGCGGUGUUAGCAGCUUUGUCAGAGAAGGCCGGGCUCACAGAGAAGAUCUUCAACACAGUACCCGGUAUCAUCUGUAACCCUGUGCAGGGGGCCAUGUACACCUUCCCCCGCAUCACUCUACCUCAGAAGGCCAUCGACAAGGCAAAGGAGGAAGGCCUGGUCCCAGACAUGUUCUACUGCAUGAGGCUGCUGGAGGAGGAGGGGAUCUGCCUGGUGCCAGGGAGUGGCUUCGGCCAGAGAGAGGGAACAUUCCACUUCAGGAUGACCAUCUUGCCCCCCACUGAGAAGCUGAAGAUCGUGCUGCAGAAAAUCCGUGACUACCACAUGCGAUUCACACAAGAGUUUUCAUAACGAUCGUCUGAAGAACUCAAUCAGUGCCAGUUCGUCUAAGUGCCUUUGUGAAGGAGGGAGCAGUCUUAAUGUAAAGAACCUUGAAUGCUUCCUUAGUUAGACAUCCUGCUCACAGCAUGAGAUGUAAUGAUUUUUAGUAAAUGAUGCACUUUCCCAAAGUUUUUUCCGGCCAGGUUUGUGAUGCUCGUUGUACAUCAUCUAAAGAGUAGAAAAUAAUUCAGAUAUCUUUGUCACAGGCUACAAGUGCAUCUCUCUCCUGCAAAGACUGACAGAUUAGUUGAAUUUAAUGACUUGUUAGGGGAUUAAUAGAAUGCACUGUGACCGGGUAGUGCCGGGGACAUCUGGGUUUUUCAUCUGUAACUAACACUUUGUAUUAAUAUUUCAAUUGUUCUUAAUGUGAUUAAAACAUUUCAAUUUCUACA
Cottoperca gobio is the source of this 2042-nucleotide messenger RNA. Its product is annotated as alanine aminotransferase 2-like. The record is from RefSeq and is a predicted model, not a curated record. The coding region runs from base 145 to 1620 and encodes 491 amino acids. Gene Ontology annotation, biological process: biosynthetic process. The transcript is spliced from 12 exons. Gene Ontology annotation, molecular function: transaminase activity; pyridoxal phosphate binding. Lineage: Eukaryota; Metazoa; Chordata; Actinopteri; Perciformes; Bovichtidae.